This is a messenger RNA of Triplophysa dalaica, 927 nucleotides long. It is a transcript of the gene nppc, whose product is annotated as natriuretic peptide C. Lineage: Eukaryota; Metazoa; Chordata; Actinopteri; Cypriniformes; Nemacheilidae. Gene Ontology annotation, biological process: cGMP biosynthetic process; receptor guanylyl cyclase signaling pathway. The coding region runs from base 89 to 481 and encodes 130 amino acids. Gene Ontology annotation, molecular function: hormone receptor binding; hormone activity. The transcript is spliced from 3 exons. The record is from RefSeq and is a predicted model, not a curated record. Gene Ontology annotation, cellular component: extracellular region.
CCUCUGGGAGUAAAUGAAGGGCUGUGAUUGUGUUCUCUACAACUAAACUUCUACAUUGAGAUCAUCUGCUCUCUGAAGCCUCAUCACAAUGAUCACCUCGCAUCUGGUGGCUUGUGGACUUAUUCUGACUCUUCUAUCAGCCAGUACAGAGACAAAACCAUUAACGCAGGCGGAACAGAGGUCUCUUAGUGCACUAUUUGGAGAGGAGCUGUCCGAGUUCCUAGCAUCAGAUGAGAGUCAAAGAAGGGUGGAGGACAGAGCACGCCUUCUCCGGGACUUCCGAAUGGACACCCGGGCCAAAGGCAUGUGGGCUCGGAUCAUGAACGACCAGCCCGGAUCUAGGAGACACAGAGCUGGAUCUAAGAAAGGCGGAACGACAGCCAGGAGCGGAUGCUUUGGACACAAGAUGGAUAGGAUAGGAACAAUGAGCGGAAUGGGCUGCCAACCGUCUCACUACCCCUCUGUAAACAAUCUUUCAUGAGCGCAUCAAGGACGUCUCUGAUUUUGGAUAGGACGGAAUUACUACUCUGAGGAAAAACAUCAAAGAAUGGGACUAAUGGUACGAAGCCACUACAAGCACCAAUUGUGGUGACAAUGACACGUACAAACGAUAUAAAAUCAAUAGAUCAAACAUAUGCAUUAAAUAAGAGACACAGCGGAUAAUGUGGAUAAAAAGCUGUAUAUUGUUGCUGCUGCUGUACAUUCAUGUAUUUUGUUCUCGCAUAAAUGUAUUUAUGUUUUAAAAACUAUUUAUAUGUUUAUAAAAGAGAUAUUUAUAAAUAUGAGUUUUAUUUAUGUAACAUUUUGCAAUGCAAACUGCAGGUCAAUUCCGUUUGUAACUUUUAUGUCUCUAAUAGUUGUAAAUGUAAGUAAAUGUUUUACAAACCAUUAAAAUGCACAAAAAGGAAACAAAAUCCUGCAAGUUCA